This is a messenger RNA of Penicillium diatomitis, 1161 nucleotides long. RefSeq names its product DUF3431 domain-containing protein. The record is from RefSeq and is a predicted model, not a curated record. Bases 1 to 1161 code for a protein of 386 amino acids. Lineage: Eukaryota; Fungi; Ascomycota; Eurotiomycetes; Eurotiales; Aspergillaceae. The transcript has 4 exons.
AUGAGCCAAUUCUCUCAUCUUUUUCCAAGUCGACUCUUUUCACGCGAGGCAGGCUCCUCAACCGGUCCCAAUCGAAAUCGGGCCUUUCUGUACAUGUCAUUAAUUGUAUUCGUCCUACUCUUAACAUAUCAGCUGGUCCUGAGUCGCGAAUCGUUCCAAUCAUCAAUAUCCAAAUGGAAACUUGGUCCAUCAGCAACCAAUUCCAAUCAUGGUGUCCAUUCAACCGGCAACUCCACGACUUCCGCCUCAGAUAGACCGUCUGGGCAAGCGUCACAAGAGCAGCCGACACCGUCGGCCCGGCCGAGGCAGAAAGAAUUGGUCAUUGCAGCCAUGAGCCAUGACAAUAUGUCAUGGGUCGAAGAGAAUGUACCGGAUUGGCAUGCGAAUAUCUACCGUGCGGAUGUCGCGCCGGGCAAGGCUAGUCUGACCGUCCCGGUGAAUAAGGGAAAUGAAGCGAUGGUCUUUUUGACGCAUAUCAUCGAUCGCUAUGACAGUCUCCCAGACGUGUCCCUGUUUCUUCACGGGGGACGAUAUCAAUGGCAUAAUGAUAAUCCACUCUAUGCUUAUUCCUCAUCGAUGACAGAUUCCGUCAUCUCCAUCAAUCAUCUCCAGCUCAACCACGUCCAAGAAACCGGCUACGCCAACCUCCGCUGCACCUGGAUCAUCGGCUGUCCCGCCGAACUUGAACCUGCCCGUUACUUGCGCGACAGACCGCAAGACCCCGAACAUCCGACAGCGGUCGAAUUUCCAGAUCGAUUCAUGGAGCUGUUUCCCGACGAGGAUCUUCCCGACGUGGUGGGUGCGGCGUGUUGUAGUCAGUUUGCCGUGUCGAGGGAUCGUAUCCGUUCCAGGAGGAAGGAGGAUUAUUCUCGGGCGCGACAGUUUCUGAUCGAUACCUCGUUGGAUUCGCAGACCAGUGGGAGGAUUAUGGAAUAUGUUUGGCAUAUCAUGUUCGGAAAACCCGCACAGUAUUGCCCCGAUACGAGACAGUGUUACUGUCAGACAUACGGAUAUUGCAACAUGACAGACGAGGAUCUGCGCAAUCAGUGGGUCUGGCGCGGUCUGAAAUUACCAGAUGGAUGGCCCGACUCGGAGGAGAACACGAAAAAAGUACAGAAACGGAGAGGCCUGCCGUCCUCGACAUAUUGGAUGUCACAAUGA